AGAUAACGUUUUAACAUGUCACAGUUUUGGAGACACAAUUUUAUAUUACGAAAAUCCGAAUGAGAUAAUAUUGCAUCGAGGAACUUCAAUUUUCUAUGAAAUUGGUAAAUUGUCCUUUGUAUUAUAUAGAACGUAAAAUAAUUUUAUGACAAACUAAAUAAAAAUGAAGAUUAUGUCAUGUUAUUUUCGACGUUUAAUAAUAACAGCAUUAUUUGUUUUAUUGCUGUUUUGUGUUAUUCAAGUUUUUCGUUCAGAAUUAGGAUUUAAUGAUAAUGAAUUAUCAAAUUUAGAUAAAUUAAUACACAUAUCUCAGUUAAUUAAGGAAUCUGAACAACCUUAUAUUGGGGAAGGAAUUGUGGCUUGUAAACUACCUCAAUUAGAUGUUUCUAAUCCAGAAAUUACCAAAUUCAUUCAUGAUGUUUCUCCCUUGCAAUGUACACCAGAAGAUUGGGUUAUUCUUCGUGGCUCAAGAUUGGUUAUUAGUAAUAAAGCAAAAAAAAAAUAUGGAUCUAUAACUUGUUUUUUCAGUGAAAUUCUCAGAGAUGAUGAUUAUAAUGUAUCAUUUAUGACUCCUAUUGAAUCUGAUGAUUCUUAUGUUCUAAAAUACAGUGAUUUUGUUGAUGUUAAAUGUGAAUCAAAAAAUAGAAACGAAUGGCAUAGUAUCAUGGUUGGAGUAAAGGAUGAUCCUAAAGUAAAAGAAAAAAGUAAAUGGGAAAAUGUUGGGAACAAGGCUCUUAAAUUAAAUGUACUUAUGUUUGGUUUUGAUUCUUUAUCCAGAAAUACAUUUAUACGUAAAUUACCAAAAACAUAUCAAUAUUUGAAAGAAUAUUUAGAUGCUUUAAUAUUAGAAGGAUAUAAUAUAGUAGGUGAUGGAACACCACAAGCUCUUAUUCCUAUUCUUACUGGAAAGAUUGAACUUGAACUUCCAGAUACUAGGAAACGCAUGGGAUUAAAAGCAAAGUAUGUCAAUGUAUAUCCAAUGAUAUGGAAUCAAUAUAAAGAAAAUGGUUAUAUAACAGGAUUUAUGGAAGAUGUUCAUCAUAUUGGAACUUUUACAUAUCGUCUAAAGGGUUUUAAUAAACAACCAACUGAUCAUUACAUGAGAACUUUCUAUUUGGCUGCCACACCAUAUUUUAGAUAUUAUAAUAAAUUUUGUAUUGGAGGUAUUCCAAGACACAUGGUAAUGUUGAAUUAUAUUAAAGAAAUUUUUAAUGUUUAUAAACAUCAACCAAAAUUUCUUUUUGGAUUUCAUGGAGAACUUUCACAUGAUUCUUAUAAUGAUAUAGGAAUGGUAGAUGAAGAUUUUUAUAAUUGGAUAAAAGAUUUACAUGAAUUUGGUCAUUUGAAUAAUACAGUAUUGAUAAUAAUGAGUGAUCAUGGACAUAGAUUUGCAGAAAUUCGUAAUACUCUACAAGGUAAACAAGAGGAAAGACUACCAUACUUUUCAUUUGUAUUUCCACUGUGGUUUAAAAAAGUUUAUCCAGAAGCUUAUGCAAAUUUUUUACAUAAUACACGUUAUUUAACAACUCCAUUUGAUAUCCACAAAACAUUGGAAAGUAUAUUAAAUUUUGAAACACCAAAAAUUGGAGAUCGUCAUCAAAGAGCUAUUAGCUUAUUUGAUAAGAUACCAUUAGAUAGAACUUGUGCAGAUGCAUUUAUAGAACCCCAUUGGUGUGCAUGUCUUAGUUGGCAAGAAAUUUCAACUGACAAUGAUAAUGUUAUUGCUGCAGCCAAAUAUUUUAUACAAUUCCUUAAUAGUUAUACAGAAGAUCAUCGUGAUAUAUGUGAAAAAUUGAAAAUAAAAGAAAUAUUGUGGGCUGCUAAACUUAUACCUAAUAAAGGUUUAUUGAAAUUUCAAAAAUCGGGAGAUCAAGAUGGUUUUAUAGGAGAUUUUAGCGCAAAAACAAAAUUAACUACUGAAACCUAUCAAUUAAAAGUAAAAACAGAACCAGGAGCUGCUUUAUUUGAAGUCAGUAUUACUUAUGAUAUAAAAAAAAAUAGUUUUGUGACCAAAAUUUCAGAUGUUAGUAGAAUUAAUAUGUAUGGGUCUCAGGCAAGAUGUGUAGAAAAUUCUUUAUUUCAUUUAAGAAAAUAUUGUUAUUGCAAAAAUUAAAUAGUAUUUAGAAAGUAAUAUAUAUAUUUAAUUAAAUUAUUUGCAAAAAAAUUUUCAUGAAAAAAUUUAUAAGCCAUGAAAGAAAUGCUGUGAUUAGAAUUAUAUUUUGAUUUUUACAUUUAUCUCAUGUUUUUCGUCUUAACAAACAUUAAUCUUAAGAUAAUAAUAAUAAUAUAAUACAAAUAAUAUAAUACAGAAAAAAAUAACAUUACAAAUAAAGAAUGUUAUUAUUUAUAGUGUAUUUAUAUAUAGUAUUAUAUUUACAUUUUACACAUAUAUGAAGUGAAUGAUGCAUCAGUAAAUAAUAUUUUAAAUUACAUAUUAAUAUUCUUAAUAACAAUUAAUCAAUUAAAUAGACAAAUUGUUAAAUUUUAAGUUAUAUUUUUAAUAUAUUUUAACAAAUGAAUAUUAAGUAUAUGAUAAAUGUAUAAUAUAAAUAAUGCACAAUACAUAAUGUAAUGAUUUGGUGUAUAGAAUGUUUUUUUUCAUAAAAUAUACUUAUGAUAUAAUUCUCUCUAAAUUUUUUUAUAAUUAUUGUGAAAGACAAUAUUCGCCAAACUGAUGCAAAAAUGUUGUAAUUUCAUGAGUUACACUGUCAAUUAAUAGAAAUCCUAUAUUUUGCAUAUGUGAUGGAUCAUAUGGAAAAUAUGCUUCUCCUUUAUUAUCUUUAGCUACUACCUGUAAAACUAUUGUACUAAUUGAUAAAUCAGUAUCUUCAUUUUUUUGUACUCUAAAUAAUAGAAAAAUAUAAUUAUUUAUUGUAUAAUUAUUAUUAUAUAAAGAAUACUUAUAAAACAAUUA
Apis cerana (Asiatic honeybee) is the source of this 2914-nucleotide messenger RNA. RefSeq lists its product as uncharacterized. The record is from RefSeq and is a predicted model, not a curated record. NCBI's taxonomy places the organism in Eukaryota, Metazoa, Arthropoda, Insecta, Hymenoptera, Apidae.